GGUCAAGGAUGGUGUAAAGAAGAAGAUUUCUGUAAGUCGAUAUACUGAGUUUUAUUGAGCUCAGGCUGAGAUCGUACACAAGCGCUCGAACCUGAAUAAUUCCGUGACACAAGGUGCCAAUCCUCAAUCGGUGGACACCGCACUUCAGCAUGCCCGUGAUGGUGCACAUAAGAUGAAUCCACUUUUUGGACCCGCGAGAUCAGUAGCGUCCGCAGGCAAAAAUGCACCAGCAGCUCUCGAUGAUGCGGCCAAUGUGGAGGCUACAUAUCUUCAACCCCUCAGGAUAUUCGACACUGUGAUCGGGAAACUCACAGAAGUACAUCCGUAUGCAAAGAUGGCAUUGGGUGUGUUGUCUUGUGCAUCUACAAUAAUUCUCGCUCAAGCGGAUCGCGACGACGCGAUACUCGGCCUUCUCAAGAAGCUGGGUGAAGUGUACGACUUCAUGAUGCAAGACGACACACUUCACAAGAUUUCGUCGAUGAGCACUAUUUGGGACAGAUCUCUCAGCAGCCCUUGAAUGCGCCCAUUUCAUCAGGGAUUAUUCGGAGAAGAAAAACUUUUGUCAGUCUCCAACCAGUUGUUACAUUUAGCGGUUUUUCAA
Molecule: messenger RNA, 601 nt
Organism: Suillus subalutaceus
Lineage: Eukaryota; Fungi; Basidiomycota; Agaricomycetes; Boletales; Suillaceae
Exons: 3
Coding region: 173-517 (114 amino acids)
Source: RefSeq, a predicted model, not a curated record